Messenger RNA from Rubroshorea leprosula, 840 nucleotides. NCBI's taxonomy places the organism in Eukaryota, Viridiplantae, Streptophyta, Magnoliopsida, Malvales, Dipterocarpaceae. The record is from the annotation of a GenBank genome assembly.
CUUCUUCUUCUCCCCGUUGCAGCCCACCCGAAAGAAGAAAAAAAAAGGGAACCCAGCCAUGCCUUGGAAAACCGGUAAGGAGGCUUGAUAUUUUCCUUCAUUUUCUUGUCCAAGAACCCGAUUUGGAGCUUAAAAUCCCCCCCUCUCUACAGAAAUCCCAGAUCUACUCUGCUCCUUCCUUCCUCACCGCCGGCUGCUCUUGAUUGUGGGUGCGAAUUUCUCUAAUUUUUGGAUUCCCCCUGAAUUUUCCCUGCAUUCCCGCCGGCUCCUCCCCAAGUUGCAGCUCCGGCCUUGCUUGCUGGAUUCCGUGAUUGGUGAAUUAUGAUUUUUCUGUUAACUUCAGCCUGUUUUGUCUCCGAUGUGGUCAUGUUAUUAGUGACCCUGCUAGUGGAGGUUAAACGCUAGCACAUGUCGACAUGUUAGUGAUAGAACAGCCCGAUUCUGCUCUUCUUCUUCUUCUCCCCGUUGCAGCCCACCCGAAAGAAGAAAAAAAAAGGGAACCCAGACAUGCCUUGGAAAAUCGAAAUCCCAGAUCUGCUCUGCUCCUUCCUUCCUCACCGCCGGUUGCUCUUGAUUGUGGGUGCGAAUUUCUCUAAUUUUUGGAUUUCCCCUGAAUUUUCCUUGCAUUCCCGUCGGCUCCUCCCCAAAUUGUAGCUCCGGCCUUGCUUGCUGGAUUCCGGAAGCAAAACCGAGGACGGAGAAACCACGGGAAUUGACGAGUUAGAAGGCUAGCCAUUUUGUAAAUUGAAUAUGGAUUUUAGAAAUAAAUCAUGAUCUUGUAAACUAGACUUUAUUGGAGAUUUAUGAUAUUAAAGCAAAUUAUAAAAUUUGAUCUUCAGA